Molecule: messenger RNA, 5070 nt
Organism: Caenorhabditis auriculariae
Lineage: Eukaryota; Metazoa; Nematoda; Chromadorea; Rhabditida; Rhabditidae
Source: the annotation of a GenBank genome assembly
AUGCGGCGAUCGUCGCUUCUGCUGGUCCUUGUCGCCGCGACGAGCAUCCAAGGUUCGUCGGCUGCAACUACCUCGACCUAAUUUCCUCGUUUCCGUUUUUGUUUUGGUGUUCUCACUGAUGUCCCUGCUUUUUUUCUAGAGUAACCAGUUUUUCUUUCCGUUUGUUCAUAUCAUUUACUAACAGAAAAUUUCUUGAUUCAGCAAAACUCUUAUUUGGCUGCACUCUUUGAAAGUUCAGAAGUUUAUAACGGAUUUCGAAGCCCAGAAAAAAAAGUGAUCUGAUGUAAGGGUGGAGAACAAAACCUGUGUGUAAGCUUCAAUAAAAUUAAAAUCGUAGGCGAUUCAGAUAUAUUAUUGUGACUAUUCAAUUUGAGUGAGAUGUUGAUUAGAGGGUUUCUUCGGAAACCAAAGUUUCAAAUUUUGAAAGUUAAUAAUAAGUCAAGCGUUAAGAAUAAAACAAUUUACUUCAAACACGACAUUCCUUUGCAGGAUAUGGACAGCCGACGUGCUACCCAUUCUACGUCCGCUGGCCGCGAGUCCGUCUCAACUUCAAAGCCGUAGCUGAUGCCCGACUGUCCCUCAAAGCCUGCGAAAGCACGUGUUCCAUCGGCGAAGACCCCAUCAACCCUGGUAGAGAAACAGCUUCCUUCAGUUUUCAGUUAUCGUUUCCAGGAAAGCAACUCGAAUGUGCGGCUCUCAACCAUCAUCACGCUCCUGACGGCUUCUCGCACCACUGCGACGUCUUCCAGCCUCAUCAGCUCCAGAACGUCGACGGCUACGUCGAAGCCGACGAGCGCUACUCUUUCUACUGGAAGUAUUGCCUCACAUGUACGCUAUUUCCAUGUAUUCCAGUCUGAUGUCACUCUUUACAGCAAAGAGAAAGUGCGGCGGCGAGUACGCAUUCACCUACAUGUCAGAUCGAUACAUGGACUCUCGAGAGGUAAGACUCCUACUCAAUAAAAUGAGAAAUAGAAAUGAACAGGUAGUGCGGGUGAUGAAGAAGGCCAACUUGGAAGAGUGUCUAUCGGACUGUCUCGAUGAGAAAAAGUAAGCAUUUCUACGGCUAAACUGCAUAAAAAGGAGCUUUUCCGGUUCGAGUGUCGGUCAGUCUCAUUCAAUCGGACGGAUGGCGGCUGUCACAUGUCGGCCAAUUCACAGCUCACCAAACCAGAGUCGAUUCGCCUCAACAACAACCCCAACUACCGCAUAGACUACUAUGAGAACAACUGCUACAACUGUAGGCUGUUCUUCUUGAGAACCUUUUCAAGUCCGGAGGUUUCAGUGUCUGACGUUUUCUCGUUUGAGCGCGAAUGUCGCGAAGACGGAGUUGUGGUCAAGGUUGCCUUCUAGAAGUGAAAAAGUUUCAAUUUUUCCUACAGGUAAAGUCGAAGUUCCCGUAUACCGGCGCCUUGUACGGCCUUUACGACUUCUUCACCUGCCGAACUGAACCUAAAGAAGCCACCGACUUUGAAUAUUGGUUCCCUUCUCCGAUGCUCAGCAAAAACUGUAGUGAUUCCAUUCGUUUCAAGGUUUCUUUUUAUCGUCCAAUCUUCAUGAAGCUGCAAUUGCUCCUUAGGGCGAUGAAAUGGUUGUCGAGGUGGUUUUGUCGACCGAUGGGAUAGAACCGCUCUACUUCAUCACGCCGGACGAUCUGACGUUCCAGGCGCGCUGUCCCAUCGUCGGAUCUGGAAGGAAUUUCGCACGACAGGAUCCGAAGCCGUCUCUCGAAGGCCUUCAGUAUGUUUUGAAUAAUCGCGGAGCACUCGAAAACCAAAUAACAAGCAAUAAGAAAGGAUUCACCAUUUAAGUGCACUUUUGCAAGGCACCGAGCAAAUAAAGAAACUUUUUUGGACCUAGGAUUUUCGCGCAUUCAACAUUGUCGCAAAAAUGCGUGAUUUGGUUUUUUUUUGUUCUCAUUUGAUUUUCUGCAUAACUGGUUAACCGAAAAAGAUAUAUAUUUCCUUUUUUCUUUUGAUUUGAAUGUUUAUUCUUGGAAAAAUUUUUUGGAGAAAAAAAAAAUUCAAAAAAGAACAUCAAUUAAAUUUUUAAAAAAUGAGCUAAAAUCAGCUUUGAGCUAAAACUAAUGAGCUAAAAACCACGGUUUAUCAAAUUUAAUAAAAAAUUAGUUUUUCAGGUUUCUGAGUUCUUAAAAUAUCUUAAAUUAAAAAAAUCUUUUGCGCAAGUCCUGUAUCCGAUUUUCAUUAUGCACUGUUACGUGCAGCGAAUCUCUGAAUAUGUUUUAGAAAAGCCUCACUUUUUUCUGUUCCACCUUUUCACUCGCACAGUUUCAGAACCAAGGAGCUUGAAGCUUCAGCGCAUGCGUUAUUCGAGCUGCUGUCCAAAGGACAACCUCUGCGUGCAGAACCAGCCAGAAAAGAGACUUUUCCCUUGCCUUUGACGUCGCCACGGCCGCUGUCUCCGAGCAGUUCUCUGGCUCCGACGAGCUCUAGAAGCACGACAACAGUUCUACCAGUAACAACCAGCAGCACCCGUCUUGUCACAACCACCACCAAAGAAGAGCCGAAACAGUCGUCCACCCCAACUUCCACAACGUCACCACUGACCACCACAGUAACGACAGUGCCAACGACUUCCACGAAGGCUCCGACGACAGUUGUCAGCACGACAACUCGAGCUCCAACCACCACUUUCACAACUAUCAGCAGUUCCACCUCGCGACACGUUUCCAUCAUAACGGCUCGAGAAGAAGUUCGAUUCAGCGCUGCCAAGAAGUUCCCGACCUUCAGAACAACCACGGCGCCUAGGGUUUCAACCAUUCCGACGCAAGUCUUUGAUUUUUUGUUUGCCUUUUCUUGAAUUUGAAAAUUAUGAGUUGAUGCUUUGUUAAAUUGCAUGCAGUAGUGUUGAGUUAUCGUAGUAGGUUAACUUUAAAAUUAAAACAAAAUGUUAUGCGGAAGGAUGUACAUUUUGUUUGACCUUCUUGAAUUCCAGUUGUCGCACGUGGAAUGGCUUGAAGCGUUGCGGUUGAAAAAGGUUUCACAGUAGAACUCCUUUCUCAUUCAGCUCUUGCUCCAUUGUUUUCAAUAUUUCCGUUCACAAGUUAUUUUGUGUCGAGAACGCUUUGAGAUUUUUUGCAGUCGUUACGGAUGCAGCCUUUUUUGUGCGACCAUGGUUUUCAAGUUUCGAGGAACAGAAUAUAUCGAAGUCUAUCUGUAAUUCGUUCACAAAGUUUUUAGUUCAACUUUAUUUUUAAAUUCAUAAUUUUUUUUUGUUUCACCGCCACAGAUUAUGUUUUUCUUAAUAGAACGUUAUAUAAGAAGAUUAGAUUUAAACUUUGAUUCAAACUUUUUUUGAUACUUUUUUUUUUCAAGGAAAUCGCUUUUUCAGAGCGACGACGACUGCAAGGACGACAACGACACAUCUGCCGUCGACGACCUCCACGUCAACCACGACCACUACAACUGAACGACCAACCACCGUGACAACUCCAACGCCGCCUCCCACGACAUCAACGACCUCAACGACAUCCACGACGUCUGCCACAACGACCACGUCUUCUUCUUCAACCACGACGACGUCCCCAACAACCACCUCGACUACUAGUCCUCCUUCUUCAUCGAGCACUUCUCGAACUCCGCCAGCUUCUCCAUCUUUCAGAGAAGCUCAGACACAAGUGAGGCUUCAAGAGAUUCAGGCGAUAGGCAACUGUGACGAAAGUUUGAUUGUCUGGUUUCGAAGAAAAAUUAAUUAUUCAUUUUUUGAAAGAAGUUUCAGCUGAAUCGAUACGAAACAAAUACAGAAAGCAGUUCAAGCAGAAAAAGAACUAACUAAAAUUGUUUUUUGAAGAUUGCGCCUUCAUCAACUCCCUCAAUGACUGGAGCUUCACCAGGAAUAUCGACGUAAGUCUGCAACAUUGAGUCUUUUAUAGAAGAUAUUCCUAGGGUGAAUGUGGCAGCGAAACCACCGACGCCCAUCAACUUUGAGAUUUUCCACAACGGCCAGCCGGUAGAAGCCGUCGUCGUCGGCACAAAAAUUUCCCUUUCUUUCACUCCACACUACCCUAUUCCUCGUGAGCCUGGCUUCUUCCCUCCAAAAACCUUUUGAGCUGCUUCAGCUGAGUACAUAUCGGUCCGUGGAUGUCAGGUAGAACCGAUAGAUCCAAAGUACGAAUGGGAGCACGAACCCCUGUUCAUUAUUCGCAAUGGAUGUCCUGCGGACGGCGUCGGCCUCGUCUGUCCUCCGACACAGUCCGGCUUCGGAGCCAAGGUGAAGCCUCAGAAUAGACCAAGGUUGACAAACAGGUGACACAGGUUUCGGUUGAGUCCUUCCGCUACCAGACAACCGGCCAGAUCCAGUACUCUUGUCUCGUGCGAGUUUGUCCUUUUGCGCCAUGUCCGACGGUAAGGGUCCAAGCUCUUCUGGAGCUCAAGGAAGAAGUUCCAGACGACGUGCGCCGACGUCGAAGGAUGCUCGAGCGAGAGACCGCGUCGAGGAGUUUCCCUCGAGGACAUCCGUCGCGCUCUUGAGGCCAACCCUGAACUCGCCUCCCAGAUCGGCAUUUCGCCGGCUCUUCUCGCCGCCAAUAGACCUUCUAGCCCUGCUCGUUUCGACACUGUUCUUCGUGAGUUAACUCAAAACUAAUUUCUGGAAAAAAAUUUAAGCGAAAACUCGCUUUCAGUUUUGAGGGACGAAAAAAUAGAGAUUAUGUUCCUUUAAAGACCCCAGCAAGGUUUUUUUUUUCUACCGAAAUCAUACCUCUGGUUUCUUUUUCGUAACUGUUCAGAAAAGUUUCAAGAACAUUUCUAAAAAAAUUUUUUUCGAAAUUCUUAAAAUAAAAAAAUGCUUUAAUAAACUUAUCAAGUUUAAAGCUUUUGUGUUAUUGAAAAUGAGUGAGUAACCUAAUUUUAACAAAACAAAAUCUGCAUGAGAAUGAACUUUCGAUUUCGAAAAAAUUUAAUUUCUGAGAGAUUCUAUCUUUUCAUUCGGAUUUUUCCAGAGGAACAGCAAAGAAUAGCUCUUGGCGGAGAUCACGUCGUCCGACGUCGACUCGUCGUCGUCAAUUCAGAAGACCAACUACGCUACUACGUUCGCACCGGCGACAUUCCGUGA